AUGCCAUUAUUGAUUUCCACUAAAAUCAACUACUAUAGGCGAUAAUAAGUCAGCCACAUGGAGAGGUCGCCCUAAGCUACGGACUUUGGAAAUUGUAGCUCCAAUCUUGAGAAGAACAUCUGCACUGUUUAUUUAAAAAUCUAUCGAGCCGCAACGGCACACAAAUUGCAACAAGUUUUUAAAUUUGAAUCACAUGCCUAAUUUUAUUUUCGCUAAAAUCUACUACUAUAGGCUUUAAGAAUUUAACCCGAACUUUGAAAAUUUUAAGUCAAAAUGGCUCCAUUUUUAUGAAUUUCUGUAUGGAAUCAUCACCAACAACCCAGCCAUUCUUGCUCAUUCUAAAGCUUUCUCUUCUUCUUACUUUCUCUGAGUUGUUUCUGCAAUCGCACGGUGGGCAAUUUCGUAUUUCCGAAGAUUUGCUUGUUUCUGUUUAUUUCUGAAACUCCAAGGAGCAGGUUAAAAGAUCAAUCGGCUUUAAGAUAUUUUUAGGUAUGAAAAGAGUAUCAACGUAUAUCAGAAGUUUUUUCUUUAUUUAUUUUUACUUUUGAAGUAUAAAGUGCUAUAAUUUCAAAGAAUUUCCUAAAGGCAGCUAUUCAUAUUUUAUAAUCAAUUUUAUAUUCGAAAACGCAACAACUCACACUUUCAUUUUAAUACAUUUAGCAUAAAUAAAGAAAUGCGCAAAUGGCUCUAUGAUUCCUCGAAAGCUCAACUGAGCAUCAAUAAAAAUUAGAAAAUUAAGAUUUUAAUAGUGCGAAGGCUUAAGUAAUACUAAGAUCGAUUGUAGUGAAUACGAAGGCAAGUAAUAAGCUUGCACUAGACCUCUGAGUUGUUUUAUGGUUGAUAGCCAAGCCCUAUCAAUGACGUGAUUCCCAAUUCUGAAUCGGCAGGACCGAUUCAGAAGUCAGGCAUUUCUGGCAGUGAGCCCUCAGGCGAAGUCUUCUAGAUUAGGAGUUGAUAUUUUUUAAUUUGGGAUGACUGCUUAGUGUUUUACGACUUGCACAAAUCCCUGAUAAGAGAGCUGCCAAUAUUUUAUUUGGAAUCAAAUAAUAAUAAUAAUCGACAAAUUCUGAUGAGAAUAAAAAUCAUCUGAUAAAAAUAAAUGGAAGAAAACAAAGAUGUAGACAUGGAAGAAAUUGAAGUUUGCAUGUCGCGCCAAACUCCAUUAAUCUUCCCCUUUGAAGAAGAAAAGGUUAAUUUUGAAAUAAAAAAUAUUACUAUUUCUGAAGUUAUCAACCCUUCUCCUCAUACUUUUCAGCUGUGGUACCCUCAAGAAGAAUCUCUUACCAAUCUACAAUUUUUUUCAUACUCCAAAAAACUUAGCCGAUUAAUCGAACUAGAAUUAGAAGUCGCAAAAGAAAAACAGGCAAUGAGGAGCAGAAAAAUAUCUCCCAAGGACCAGAAUAUAUAAAAAAGAUUAAAAAAGGUCGUAGAGCAUCAAAAAUAAGUUUUUCUGAUAAAAUAAAAGUUUUAGAAUACACAAACAAUCAUCGUGAGUGCAGUUGACGAUUUAUUGGAUCAGUCUUUGGGAUAAGUCACUGUCAAGUUCGGAAGAUAUGACUUAAUCAAUGAGAUUAUUCAUUAUUGAGUGAUAAAAGAAAUAAUUACAGAUCAACAAUGACCAAUGAUGUAAAAACUAAAAUUGAUAAGAUAUGCAAAGAUCUUGAUCCAACAUUAACAAUUUCUGAAAGAACAAAAAUAUUAAAUUCUGAUGGCUGCGAUGCAAAGCCACACCAAGUUUAUUACUAUAUGAAAAAAAAAUAUAGCCAUAAAAGGAGCCGAUUUCAUCCCUAUCAGAGAAAAUAUGUCGGUAAUGUUCUUAAACGUCAAUGCUUUGCAGCAAAAUUAAUUGAUACUUUGGAAGAGGGUAAACAAAUAGUCAACAUCGAUGAAUUUGGUUUAGAUUUUAGCAAAAGAAAUUAUGGAUGAAGUGAAAAAGGAUCAAAAUGCUUAGGGUUUAAGACUUCAAUGAAAAGAUUUUAUAGCAUUAUUAUUGCAGUAUCUAAUUGAAAUGGAAUAAUUGCAUGAAGAGCUAUUGGAGAAAAUAAUAACGCAAAAAAGUUUAACAAUUUUAUUGCAGAUCUGACAAAAUACAUUUAUAGUCAGGAUAGAGAUUUUAGGGAAUAUACAGUGUUUUUUUUGGAUAAUUCGAAAAUACACACAUCAGCCAUUAAUAAAGAGCUAUAUGAAAAAUUAGGCCUGUUUGUAUUGUUUGGGACUCCUUACACUCCGCAGUUUGCUUUCGUUGAAAGAAUUAUUAGUUAUAUUAAAGCGAAAGUCAAAAUCUGUGAAGAUACACUUUUAGAAAGUUUGAAAUAUAGUGUUAAUAAGACACAAGAAAUACUUGAUAUGGAAAAAAUAAUGAGAAAUAUUUUAAACAGUUACGGGUCGAAAGCCUUAAAACUCGAAGAUUUAGGAGAUUAGAUAAUUAAUAAUUACUAUAAGAUUGCUGUCGAAUGCCCAUAAAAUUGAAAAUAAAAUUUUGGAUUAUUAAUGCUAAUUUAUGAAUGUUUGAAAGCUAAUAUCAAAUUUAAAUAUUUGCUUCUAUCAGAAUUUCUUCAUAGAUUUUUUGUCAAAAUUAAAGUUUCUUUUUCUUACAUAAUAUUAUAGUCAUUAUUAGCGCUUGAUAUAGAGGAAUUUUAUGAAAAUUGAAUAUAAAAUUCUUUAUGAGCUUUACCAGCAACCCAGCCAUUCUUGCUGAUACUAAAGCUUUCUCUUCUUCUUACUUGCUCUGAGCUGUUGCUGCAAUCGCACGGGUAGGCAAUUUCGUAAUUCCUACGAUUUGUUGGUUUCUAUUAUUUCUGAAGCUCCAUAUUUUUUAAAUGAUAUUAACUGGGAAACAUGAGUAGGGAUCACCUCUAGCAACCCAGCCAUUCCUACUGGUAGUAAAUUCAUCACUUCUUCUCACUUGCUCUGAGCUAUCGCUGAAGCCGCACGGCGGGAAAUUUCAUAUUUGAAGCGAUUUUUUAAUUUCAAAAACUCCAAGCAGUUAGCUAAGAAGCAAAAAAUAGGCUUUAAGAUGUUCGUAGGCUUUAAGAAAAUUGUAUCCAGAGGUCGCCUAUUGCCGUGCAGAAAAUCUCGAGAGAAAACCCAACCCCAUAAAUAAAAAUUCCAUGAGGGAGAGAAAAUUAACAGAGCUAAUUUCUCUCCUUUUAUAGUUCAAUUGAUAAUAGUAUUUAUUAUUUAUGUAUUUAUUAUUAUCACUAAUUUAUAAGAUCUUUUAAAAUAAGAUUUUUAGUUAUUAAUUAAUCCCAGUUUAAUUGGAUAUCUUAAAUUUUAAAUUAAUUAAAUAGUAAAGCCACUUUAAAAUUAGCGUGUUUACUUGUCACUAUUUUUGGGCAUGUAUCUUUUUAUAUAGAGAUUGAGCUCAACUCUUUGAGAGAGUCUGUUUUGCUCAUUCAAGGUCUAGCACAUCUUGUUCGAUAAAGAAAUCUAUAUAGGGUAUGAGCUAUAUAAUGAAAUCUCUAGUUAAUUCUGCUUGCAUUUUAAAAAAUACAUUUUUUGCUAAUGUUAAAAAUUGUCAUCUUUUAAAUGAUUUUUAUAAAAUAAAAUUAAUCCUUCGCCAUAACAAAAAUUUUUUUCUCUUGCUUUGAGUAAGCGCAUUUAAAAAUAAUACGUCGAGCAUUGGAGGAGCAGUUUUGGGCAGAUAGCAUAAAUCUUGAGAUUUCUCGUUCAAACUUCACUAAAAAUCCUGCUGUUUCUUUAGAACUUAAUGCUGCUGAGAGAGGAGUUAUAGAUGGAACAGGUGGUGCAGUCAAUUUUAAUUGCAAAUAUUUUGGCACCUGCUCUUUUAAUGUCUCUUUCUGCUCUUUUUAUUGAAAUAGAGCUACAUAUAAUGGAGGUGCGGUCAAUUGAAAAUAUGCAAAAUAUAUAUUCAAUGAAAAUAAAUUUGUAAGCAAUUUUGCGGAAUACGGGGAUGAUAUGAGCUCUUUUCCUGCUGCUAUGGAAUAUGUAAAUCAAAAUAGCACCGUUGGAGAUCAUUCUGGAGCCAGAAUGCUUACUACAAGUUUGACUUUAAACAAUGUUGCCUCAGGCCAAGAAAACAAAUUUCCGAUAGCUUUUGCCUUAGUAGAUCACUUAAACCAAAUUAUCAAGACUGAUAAUAUAAGCCAAGCUCAGCUGCAAGUUGUAAGCCCUUCUUCAGCUCUUAUUUCUGGCUUAACAAUAGUUUAUGCUGUACAGGGAGUAUUCAAUUUCUCUGGCUACACAAUCACCGCAAAGCCGGGGUCUUCAGCUCAAAUAAGAGUUUACACUUCAGCAAUCCAGGAAACAAGUGACAGCAUUGAAGACCGCUCGAGCUUCUACAUUGAUGUCAAGCUUAGGCUCUGCGAGCUUGGAGAAGCCACUGUCAAUGGGACUUGCUAUGGUUGCAAGAAGCCUUACUACAGCUUGAAUCCGAAAAACACUGCAUGCUUGCCAUGCCCUUCAUCAGCCAUUUGUUACGACAAUUAUACAAUAGUUCCAAAGAAAGGAUAUUGAAGAAAUAGCAUGAUGACAAGCAUAUUCUGAAAGUGCCCGUACUCAAAAGCUUGCCUGGGCUCUCCAGAUAUUCACAAUUUAUCUUAUACAGGAGUUUGCAAGGAGGGCUAUAAAGGGAAUAUGUGCCAGUCUUGUAAACAUAAUUACUCAAGACUAUAUAAGAAUGAAUGCAUAAAAUGCCCUGGGAUUGUUAGCAAUGUCUUUAGACUACUUGGUUUUCUUGUUUUUAUUAUUGCCAUUCUAGUUAUAAUGAUAAAAACUGCAAGAAAUUCUGUGUACAGAUCAGAAGCUUUUACUUCAGUCUAUAUUAGGAUAUUCUGAAAUUUCUUGCAGGUGCUGGUAAUAAUAACGACUUUCAAUUUAAACUGGCCCAAUGAAGUAAUUGAGCUUUUUCAUAUAAAUGAUAUUCUUGAUUAUACUGGGCAGCUAUUAUACUCUUUAGAAUGUUUUUUGCAGCUCUCGGUAUCUCGAGAUGAUGUGUACUUUAAAAGGAUUGUCAUCUCCUCUGCAAUGCCCUUUUGUCUCGGAAUUUUCUGCUUUGCUGGCUGAUUUCUUUGAAAGAUCAAGACUAAGAGAUUUCGUUAUAUAAUGGACGAUUUUAUAUCGACUGCUGUAGUCAUGCUAUUCUUAAUCCAUCCGAGCUUGAUGUAUGACCUGUUUAGUAUUUAUAGCUGUAAAGAAAUCAAUCAAGGAGAAUUUUGGCUUAACGCGGAACUCGAUAUAAGAUGCUGAACUCCAGAGCAUUCUUUCUAUGCUUUUAUCAUAGCAAUGCCAGCAAUAAUAAUAUGAGGAAUUGCAGUGCCUGCCUUAUGCCUUACUAAUUUAGCUAGAAGCGAAGAUAGGCUUGACGAAGUGUGAAUAAAGUUGCGCUAUGGAUUUCUUUUCAAUGGAUAUAAAUCAAAGUAUUAUUACUGAGAGUUUGUAAUUGCGUAUUCAAAAAUGAUUUUAAUAGCUUUUUCCGUUUUUUUAUCAAAUGUGUCAAUAGCUGUCCAAGCUAUUGCUGUUGUCAUCCUAUUAUACGUAUUUCUACAUACCCAGCGCAGAAACAAACCAUUUAUUUUGCAAAUUUUUAAUAGAAUGGAAUUUGUAUCAAAAUGUAUCUCACUACUUACUGCAUUUUCAGGUCUUUUCUUUUUAACAGGAGCUUUAAAUUACCCUGGGAAAUUUUUCCUUCUUGUAGUUGUGCUGCUAUCAAAUAUAGUAUUUGCUCUCUGAUGCCUUUAUAAGUCUACUCUUGAAGCUUUUAAAAUUAUAAAAAUUCUAAUUCUGGCUCUCAAACGAGGCAGAGUAGAGAUAGGAAUUGAUGAAAAUUAUGAGUCAAAUGUAGACUCCUGCAAUGUAGAAAAUUCAAAAUAUCAAGAUCAAAGCUAUAAUCUCGUGCCAAAUCAAACCAGAAUAGGUACUAAUACUGAAAACUUACUCCCCACCCUCCAUAAGCGAACAAAAAUAUUUUGUUCACUGAGGGGAUUAAUCUUUUUUUAUUACAAAAAUUUAUAUAUAAAUUUUAUAGAAAAAUUUGUUUUCUUCAAAAAUUUAACAAAAAUCCUAAUUUGCAAAAAUUGGAAAGCAAAUAUUAAUUUAAUUUAUAAAAUUAAACAGAAUUAGCUCGAGAUUUCAUUAUAUUAAUUAUCACUUAUAUAUCAAUUUUUUUUAUUAAAAAAAAUUUUUGUUCACUCACGGAGGGUGGGUUUUUGGACAAAAAAUAGGGAUUUUUCUAAUGGUUAUGCUCACUCACGGAGGGGGGAGUUAGAGAAAUCUUUAAAUGAUCAGGAUAGUUUAUGUUGCGAAAAAGAUCCAUUUCCUUCAGAAGCAGGUAGUAUGUAA
This is a messenger RNA of Blepharisma stoltei, 6300 nucleotides long. Lineage: Eukaryota; Ciliophora; Heterotrichea; Heterotrichida; Blepharismidae. The record is from the annotation of a GenBank genome assembly.